Cyprinus carpio (common carp) is the source of this 1170-nucleotide messenger RNA. Its product is annotated as SLAM family member 5-like. The record is from RefSeq and is a predicted model, not a curated record. Lineage: Eukaryota; Metazoa; Chordata; Actinopteri; Cypriniformes; Cyprinidae. The coding region runs from base 1 to 906 and encodes 301 amino acids. The transcript has 5 exons.
AUGGCGGAGCAGGCAGUUCAGGAGGCUAUGGCGGGAAUGCAGAACAGACUAGGGACACAUGGUGGAAACAGGCAGUUUCAGGGAGCCAUGGUGGGGACAGAAAUAUUAAUCUGUGACAAACCUUGUUUGUUUUGUGUGUGUUUUGGUGAUCCAGAUGAAAUAUCAGUGAUGGAGGGAGAUUCAGUCACUCUAAACAAUCGUCUUACAGAAAUACUGAGUGGUGAUGAUAUUCUGUGGAGGUUGGAAAAUGAAAAUGCUUUAAUAGCUGAAAUAAAUAAACAGACCGACAGCAUGACUGUAAAUGAUGAUGUUCUUGAUGGGAGAUUCAGAGACAGACUGAAGCUGGACAAUCAAACUGGAUCUCUGACCAUCAGAAACAUCACAACUCAACAUGCUGGACUUUAUAAACUACAGACCAACAAACUGACUGCGAUUUUCAGUCUCACUGUCUAUGCUUGUCUGCCUGUUCCUGUCAUCAGUAGUAACUCUACAAACUGCUCUUCAUCAUCUUCAUCACACUGUUCAUUGUUGUGUUCAGUGGUGAAUGUGGGUCAUGUGACUCUCUCCUGGUACAAAGGAAACAGUGUAUUGUCCAGCAUCAGUGUGUCUGAUCUCAGCAUCAGUCUCUCUCUACCUCUGGAGGUGGAAUAUCAGGAUAAAAUCACCUACAGCUGUGUGAUCAACAAUCCCAUCAGCAACCAGACUCAACAUCUGGACAUCACUCAACUCUGUCACACAUGUUCAGACUCUGUCCACUGUUGUGGUUCUACUGAAGCUGUGAUCCGAUUGGUCCUCUCUGCUCUGGUGGGCGUGGCUACUGUCAUUCUUCUGGUUUAUGACAUCAGAUCCAGAAGAGCUGAGCAAGAUCAAGCACAUCUUCACACAUCAGGAAGUACUGAAAUCUAAAGCAGCUCAUGCUCUCUGCAAUUUUAAGUGUCUACAUUUUUAAAAAUCAAGUUUUACUUUCUAGUACUUUAUUGUUUAUAUUUCCCACAUAUGAGUCGAGACACACAUAUUUGUCUUUAUUACUGCUGUACAUCUGUCAUAUGUAUUUUCUGACCUUUAUGAAUAAAGUUACUCACUCUGAGGUUCAAGAGUCUCUUCAUGUUUUAUUACAUUUAUGAUGUCGAGCGCCUUCUGGAGGAAUACAUUAUGUACAUUUGAAUGAGU